Ustilaginoidea virens is the source of this 264-nucleotide messenger RNA. RefSeq lists its product as uncharacterized. The record is from RefSeq and is a predicted model, not a curated record. Gene Ontology annotation, molecular function: metal ion binding. Gene Ontology annotation, biological process: protein histidyl modification to diphthamide. The transcript has 2 exons. The coding region runs from base 1 to 264 and encodes 87 amino acids. NCBI's taxonomy places the organism in Eukaryota, Fungi, Ascomycota, Sordariomycetes, Hypocreales, Clavicipitaceae.
AUGUCCGACGACGAAACCCUCUCCAUCUACGACGAGAUCGAGAUCGAGGACAUGGCGUUCGACCCGGCCCUCCAGCUGUACCACUACCCGUGCCCCUGCGGCGACCGCUUCCAGAUUGCGCUCGACGACCUGCGCGACGAGCAGGACAUUGCCGUGUGCCCCAGCUGCAGCCUGAUGAUCCGCGUCAUUUUUGACCUGGAUGAUCUACCCAAGCCCCCCCCCUCCAGCUCCGGCGCCCAAGUCCCCGUCCCCGUCGCCGCCUAA